AUGAGUAUCCGCCUUGAUCAAAUCACCGAAGACGAUGUCGGCAAUUCUCGCCAGAAGAAAAAGUCGAAGGUCACCAAGAAAGAGGAAUCUGUCGAUCUCGAUGCCCUGCUCAUGGCUGGAGAAAAUCUCAACAAAGAAAACACUCCUCCAUCUUUUCCAAAACGCUCCGUGGGCUCAGACUGGAGCGAUUCGGAGGACGAAGCUCCUCCUCCACCAAAGCGCUCCACUCGAGCCACCAAGGCUAAAGCUCAAGAUCCAGUCAAAACCAAGGCUCGUGGAAAGACUGCUUCCAAAGCAGAACCCAAGCCUAAGAAGAAAAAGACAGUCAAGGAGCAAGUUUCCGAGGAAGAUGAAGAACCACGGUCGCCGAUGAAGAAGAGAACUAGAGCCGGUCGCGCGAAGGCUGCAGAAGCUCCAAAGAAAGAAUCAAAGUCGAAGAAAGCCAAAGCCACAAAAGAGGUCAAAUCGAAAUACUUCAAGGCCGAAGCUGACGACAAUCAGAAUGACACUCCUCAGCCAGAAGAAAGCGAUGAAGAAGCUCCUGCUCCUAAAAAAGCAGCGAAGGGGCGAAAGAAACCCGCGCCGAAGAGAAAGAAGGUGAAGGAAGAAAAUGAGUCGGACUGGUCGGAAUCCGACAAGGAAGAAGAAAAGCCCAAACCAAAGGCUAAAGCAAAGAAAAGAGGUGCUAAGAAAGAAGCAGAGGAGAAAGAAGACGAAGCUCCCAAAGGCCCACACGUCGAAGGCACCUAUCUCGACGACGGAACUCUUCAAAUUGAAAUAACAGAGGCGAAGAAAAACCGCUUCAUUGAAGAAUACAAAGAAACUCCGGAAGAGCGACAGCAGCGCGAGUGGGCAGCCUACAUGAGGUCGAUUAUUAAUCGUGAGAAGCGAGAGCACUCUCAAGAACGACACCGAAUCGAUCUUUUGGUCCACUUGUGGCUCGGUCUCAGCUGGGACAAACACAUUGAUUGCAAAUUUCUUCAGGCGAACAUCCUAUCCAUGCUGCCCAUUGACGCCAACGUCGAUUCUGAAGCUGACCUCCGCCGACUCACAGUCGCGAUGAACAGCUCCUUCCAUUUUCCCGCCGCUCCAGCCGAUUCCGGCAUCCCUAGCCCCCACGGCGGACUUCUCCUUCUCGACCGAGCUCUUCAGCGAUACAAUUGCGAAGACCCUUGGUGGAAGAACAAAUCGAUCACCUAUCAGUACUUCCUCCGAACUUGCCUCUUCGUCGCUGCGAAUGAAGAAAUCCGCCGAAUGGUUUCCAAACACGAGUCCUCCGUCAUUCUCAACAGCUGGUGCGAAGUUUUCAUCGGAGAAACCUGGCUUCCGGUCAUUAUCAAGGAGAACAGAUUCGCAGUUGUGGAGACGAAAAACGUGGAAGGGUUCCUCUACUGGCCAGUGAAGUAUUGCAUGGGCUUCGACGGAGGUGUUCGGGAUGUUACUGCGCGAUACGCAUCAAAGUGGCUGGAAGACACCAAGAAGCUUCGCAUCAAAUAUGUGGAGAAAAACACCAACUACUGGAAGGAAACAUGUGACAUGUUCCCCUCGCGAAAUAAGCACUUGGAAACUGCAGAGACAAAAGAGAUGAACAAGAAUCUCAAGUCUGCGCCAAUCCCGAAGACGAUUUCUGCCCUCAAAGGUCAUCCUCUCUACGUCUUACGUCGUCAUGUCCUCAAAUACGAAUGCAUCUAUCCCGAAGACACAACACCUGUCGGACAGAUCGAAUUGAAAUCAAAGGGAGAAAUCACAUACGAAGACAUCUUCCCUCGAAAAGCCGUCAAAAAGCUUCACACCAGAGGAACAUGGCUCCAAAAUGCUCGAGUCGUACGCGAUGGAGAAGUUCCAAUGAAAAUGGUUGCCAGCUGGAUGCAAAAUAAAAAGGCUGGCAACGACGCUGGUGCUAAGAACUCACCUCUUUUCGGCGAGUGGCAAACUGAUUGGUACAAAGCUCCAAUUGCGAAAGAUGGUCUUGUACCAAGAAACGAUUUCGGAAAUGUUGAUUUGUAUCAGAUGUGCAUGCUUCCAAUUGGUACAGUUUUUCUCGAGGAUUUGGACGACUUCGGGGUGUGCUCUCGAGUCUGCAGAAAGCUUGGAAUCGACGCAGCAAAGGCCGUUGUCGGAUUCGAUGGGAAGAAGGGAUACCCUAAGAUCGGCGGCUACGUCAUUUGCAAGGAGUACGAGCAGACAGUGCGAGAUGCAUAUGUUGAAGCUGCCGGUAUUUCGGAAGAACGCGCUCGACAGAAAUCUCGCAGUCGGGCGAAGAAGAACUGGCGAAAGCUACUCGCUCUUUAUUUCGCGAAAAAAAAGGUUGAACGACUCUUCGCUGGACGAGAAGUUGAUCCUCAACUUGAACGAGUUAUUAUGAAGGGCCAGCGUCGAAAGAUGGAUCUCGAGGACGAAUCAUCCGAUGAAGAGAUUGAAAAACUGGAGAAAAAGGCCUCCGCAACGACUAAAAAACGCGCUCCAACGAAAUCAAGCGGGCGCGGACGAAACAAGGUCAAGAUCGUCGAUGACGAUACAAUUGAAUCGAUCGAGUCUGAAAACGAAGAGCCCGAAGCCUCGUCUGACAGCUCCGAUGAAUCAGAUGACGACUCUCCGCCAGCAAAGUUGACGAAGAAGUUGAAGCAGCAAGUCGCAAAGACAGUUAUUCCACGAGAGAGAAGCUCUCGCCGCGCUAAAGCUGCCCCAGCCAAACCGGUCAAGUACGAAUUCAGCGGUAGCGAAUCUUCUGAGUUCUCGGCUGAGUCGAAUGAUGAAGACUGGGAUUAA
Messenger RNA from Oikopleura dioica, 2769 nucleotides. NCBI's taxonomy places the organism in Eukaryota, Metazoa, Chordata, Appendicularia, Copelata, Oikopleuridae. The record is from the annotation of a GenBank genome assembly.